Molecule: messenger RNA, 594 nt
Organism: Chenopodium quinoa (quinoa)
Lineage: Eukaryota; Viridiplantae; Streptophyta; Magnoliopsida; Caryophyllales; Amaranthaceae
Product: B3 domain-containing protein Os06g0112300-like
Exons: 3
Coding region: 1-594 (197 amino acids)
Molecular function (GO): DNA binding
Source: RefSeq, a predicted model, not a curated record
AUGAGUGCUUCUGAGAUCGAGUAUCCGUUUGAUCCUGAACCAUGUAGGGGAAACAACCCUUUACAAAAGAGGAAAACUAAUUCUUCAGAGAAAGUUCAUUCGCGAUCAGACAAAAGGAUGCAAAGUGUUACAUCUGGUAAGCUCAUAAUAUCUUACAAUAAAAGGUAUUUCACCCCAGAGGAAUGGAGGAGGGUUCGCGCUUAUUAUGCUGAUCACUGUAAGCAUCCCUCAUUUGCUACGAAAAUAUGUCCAUCCUUUGAAGAGUCCAAGUUUGCUAUGGAUAUACCAAAAACAUUUGCACACAAAUUCUUGCACAAUGAGCCUUGCCCUAGCACAUUCAACCUUCAAACAGAUACCGGAAAAGCUUGGCCAGUGAGGAGUUGUGCCUCAGUUGGUAACUAUGGUAAGACUAAUAUGAAGUUGAUGGGCGCAGGAUGGAGAAAAUUUGCAUUAGGUAACAACUUGAAAGCUGGCGAUAUCUGCAUCUUUGAGUUGAUCAAGAAACAAGAGUUCAAAGUUCACAUAAUUCGUGUUCCUUAUGCUAAGGAAAAACUCGAAAACAUACCAGUAAUAAUCGAAGUUGAAUCAGACUAA